AUGACCAUGUCUGCUAUUACAGGAAAAAUUGUUUUAAGAAAUGCCACUAAAGUUUCACUUGAUCGCAGAUUUGGUGAUAUUGCAAAACAAACACCACGUUAUCAAGCAAAUUUUCAACCACAUGUAACAAUUCCGAACAUUCGAGAUGAAAUAUUUCAACAAAAACGUGCUAGUGCAAAUGAAAGACGACAAGAUAUAAUGAUGAGAAAUCGACCUGCCGCAUUAGACAUUGCUAAUCGUUUGAAAAAAAGAAGUAUUAGUUAUCGCCUUGGUAGAGGUUUUGGAAAUUAUAAUCGCGGUGGAAUGGGACGUUUUAAUUUAAAUCAGCGACUUAGUGGAACGCCAAGAAUAAUUCAUCGAAUUGGUUUCGGAAGAGGACGGCGUAUUGGUGGCAGUUUAUUUUCACCAAGAGGUGCAAAUCGAAGUCCACGUGGUGGUGGACUGAUGCGUGGUCGUGAACGAAUUGGUGUACGUAAUUUUCGUGGACGAUUUAAUCGUGGUUUCAAUAAUCGCUUUAAUAAUAAUAAUUUGCAAUCAAAUCAGAAUUCAGAGCGAAAUAGUUUUCAAAGUGGAAGAGGUCGUGGUACCUCGCUAAGAGGAUCUCGCGGUAAUCGUGGCAGUGGAAAUAAUAUACGUGGUAAUUCAAAUCGUGGUGUUGGAAAUUUUCGUGGUCGUGGUCGUGGUAGAGGAGGAGCCAGAAAUAGUGGAAAUAAUAAAAAUCAAUCGAAAAAUAAUAACAAUAACAGCAACGAUAAUAAUACAUCCAUUACUAAAGAAAAAUUAGAUUCCGAUCUUGAUUUUUAUAUGUCUCAAACAAAAAUUGAUGAUGGUUUCGAUAUUACAUAUGCAAACGGUUCAAAUUAA
Molecule: messenger RNA, 864 nt
Organism: Didymodactylos carnosus
Lineage: Eukaryota; Metazoa; Rotifera; Eurotatoria; Philodinida; Philodinidae
Source: the annotation of a GenBank genome assembly